This is a messenger RNA of Westerdykella ornata, 1026 nucleotides long. RefSeq names its product mitotic checkpoint protein-like protein BUB3. The transcript has a single exon. The record is from RefSeq and is a predicted model, not a curated record. Bases 1 to 1026 code for a protein of 341 amino acids. Gene Ontology annotation, cellular component: kinetochore; mitotic checkpoint complex; bub1-bub3 complex. Gene Ontology annotation, biological process: mitotic spindle assembly checkpoint signaling. NCBI's taxonomy places the organism in Eukaryota, Fungi, Ascomycota, Dothideomycetes, Pleosporales, Sporormiaceae. Gene Ontology annotation, molecular function: ubiquitin binding.
AUGAGUUCCCAAUUUGAGCUCGCGCAGAACCCGACCGACGUAAUCUCCGCCGUAACCUUCUCCCCCUACACACCCACACGCCUGCUCGUCUCCUCCUGGGACAAGAAUGUCUACCUAUACGACACGCAAGAUGGACCUGGCGGUAAAAUGAUUCAGAAGUACGAACACCCGGCUCCGGUUCUGGACGUAUGUUUCGGCCGGGACGACAACGAAGCCUUCUCGUGCGGUCUGGAUUGGGAAGUCAGGAGGAUAAACCUCCAAAGCGGAGAGCAGACGAUUCUGUCGACACAUGAUCAGGGUGUGAGAAGUGUGAUUUAUGCGCCGAAGCACAGGCUGCUGGUGUCCGGAUCGUGGGAUUCUACGCUACACCUGCACAAUGUUGAUCAGCCGGGAGAGUUCUCGACGGUGCAGCUCGAAUCGAAGCCGUUCUCGCUAUCCGUUAGUCCCACGAAGCUGGUUGUCGCUAUGGCGAAUCGCGGCGUGAAUAUCUACGAGUUGGAUGCGCUGGCGAGUGCCACUGGCAAGGGUGGAGUGGUCAAUGUGGAGCCCUGGCAAAGAAGAGAAAGCUCUAUGAAGUAUAUGACGCGCGCUGUUGCAUGCAUGCCGAAUGAUGCGGGAUAUGCGAGUUCGUCAAUUGAGGGACGUGUGGCUGUGGAAUGGUUCGAUCCGAGCGAGGAGUCGCAGAAGCGGAAGUACGCGUUCAAGUGCCAUCGUCAAGCCGUGGAUGGCCAGGAUGUUGUGUAUCCGGUGCAUGCGCUUGCUUUCCAUCCUGUGCAUGGCACGUUUGCAUCUGGAGGUGGCGAUGGUGUUGUUGCGUUGUGGGAUGGUAUUAACAAGAGAAGGAUACGGCAGUAUCAGCGCUUCCCUUCUUCGGUGUCAUCGCUUGCAUUCAGUGGGGAUGGGAAAUAUCUGGCAGUUGGUGUGAGUCCCGGGUUUGAGGAUGGCCAGGACGAUAUCCCAGAAGGAGCCAUCAAAGUCUUCAUAAGAGAACUCGCUGAUGGCGAGGCCCAAGGAAAGAAAAAGUGA